Messenger RNA from Oryzias latipes (Japanese medaka), 4552 nucleotides. It is a transcript of the gene ice1, whose product is annotated as KIAA0947-like (H. sapiens). The record is from RefSeq and is a predicted model, not a curated record. NCBI's taxonomy places the organism in Eukaryota, Metazoa, Chordata, Actinopteri, Beloniformes, Adrianichthyidae.
UGGGUCCUCAAUCAACGUGGGGCACACGAAGAUGUGAAGUUGUUUUGAACCUGUCGGAAAUAUUUGUACGAAGACACAGACCUUACUUCACAUGUUGUAUAAACAAGACUGUUUGUGUUUCGGUGAGAAUUCCUGUGUUGCUAUGAUGCCAGGAGACACUCAGACCAAAACGGCAGAAACUGCCGCGGAGGCAACCUUUGGAAACUGUGGAAACUGCUCUGCUUUGCAUCAGAGUCUGACAGAAUAUGUAUCGUCAUUUUUGGCACUGAAACAGAAGAUAGCAGUUUCGGAUGACACCAUAAGGCUUCAACAAGAGCUAGAAGAGCUCCAGCUUAAAUUGGUUACUUCGGAGCAGAGGAUGGUAGAUUAUAAAUCUCUGCAGACAGAGCUGGAAGAAAAGAGAGUUGCCCUAAUUUCAUAUGAACAUCUGUCUGAGAACAUGGAAAAGUUAAACCAGGAAAACAGUAAAGCAUUAACUAACAUUAAGGAACUAGAAGAACAGGUGAAGCAUUUAAAAGAGUGGAGUGAGGCUCAAGUGAAUAAAAAUGCAUUACUGGUGACGGAGAAGGCAGCUGUCGAAAAUGAUUUGCGUCAAACUCGGGCAUCCUUGGAGGAAUACCAGGCAAAGGCAGACGAAGCAGAAAAAUUACUGGAGGAGAAUGCUAGCAUGAAGAGCUUGAAGGACAGUCUUGAAAGUAAAGUUCAACUUCUUGAAGACUUAAGCUGUAGUCAGACUCUUCAAAUUUCCAAACUGACCAGAGAAAAGGCCUCCCUGGAAAGAGACAUUGAUGACCUUCAGAGGAGACUGAGAAAACUGGAAAGAGAACGGUGUAAAGACUACAGAAGCACAUGGACUCAAACAAAUGCACACAGGGAGCCGAAGGUUGACAAAGAAAAGCUUCGAAUGCUGCUGCAUGACAUAUGGACGUGUGUGGAGCCGAAAGAUCCCGCAGGUCCGUUUUGCUUUCCAGAGUCCAGUUGCAAUCGAGUUCCUCUUCCCUCCCCACAAAACCCACUUUUGUCAGCUGCAACAUCGUUGCGUUCUCCUCAAAAGACCAUUGAGUCCCGCAGCCACCAAGUCCGGACAAACGCUGCCGUCUCCCCGUCUAAACCACUUUCUCAAGAACAGAACCAUGACAAGCUCCAAGAUUCUCUUUGGAGCUUAUGUGGCCGGAAGAGAACGAAGACCAACACAGUCACAAAGAAAUCUUCCAAGAAACUUAAGGUCAAAGAGAGCUUUGAAAUGACCGUGAAAGAAAUAACAGAGAUGUUUAAACCACUGCCUCCUGUCAUAUCUCCUCUACUCAUCUUGGACAUGGAAUCCAUGGAAACAGACGACACGGCUAAAGAAACUCCCCCGGAUGUCUCAGAGGACACAAAUCUCCAGAAACACGAGCCGCUAAAUGUCGCAUCAUCCCCGAAAACCCACAUCAAUCCAAACCAUUCUGCCGUUCAGGAGGACGGUGUGGACCCCAUGGAAACCACGACCCAGGAACGCCGAAACAUUGAGGAUAAAAAAGAAGCGGAACAGAGCGGCGUUGCUGAGUCAAACCAUCAACCGGAAAAAGAGAAUCCAACUCUUUCCGAAGACGUUGAGGAGGAGGACGUUGCUCCACCGUUGCAGGUGUCAUCUUCUGCCACAUCAGAUGGUUCUGUGGAGGUUGGAGGUUUAUCAGUAGAACCACAUGCAAAUACUCACUUAACCAACAGUGACAUGGUAAAUAAGAACUAUGAGAAAAGCCUGGAGAUGGAUCCAGAAGAGAGCUUUUCUGCAGACAAAGUAGCCUCUUCAACCGUCGACACCAAAACGGACGAUCGUGUAUCAACGGAGACGUGUCCAGCAUUGCAGGAGAAAGACAACUUCCCUCCUGACCACCACUAUGAAGAGUCACCUUCAAUUUCUGAAUCCUUUGAGGAAACAACCGUUAGUUGUAAAUCUUUACAGGAGAAUACACUUUCUGUUUGUGGACAGUCGAGUCCUUCAUCCCUUCUGGCAAAUUUAAAGCCGCAGAUAUUGGAGCCUCAGGCAUGUUUGGUCAAAUCCGAUAGUCCUAAUAACUCCAGAGGCAUUUCUGCUGAUAAAGGGAGUCCUGUUUCGUUUAUGGACUCAAAGGACAUCGUCAAAGAGGCUGAUGUUCAAGAGCUUCCUCAAGACACUGCCGAUGCAGCAAGGAAGAACUCAUUCAUCAAGAAGAGCGACGCCAAGAAGCGACAAAGAGUAUGCUCCGAGUCGAGUCCAUCUGCGCCCCAAUCCCCAGAAUCCAUCGGCCAUCUUUUCAUUGAAAUGGGUCCUCCUCUUCCUCCUGUCUUGACCCCCCUGAAAACGCCUCCAAAGCAAGGCAGGUCAAUCAGCCCGAGGCAUGCCAUUGGAAAGCUUUCAUUUCCAUCCCCCAGAGAUGAGCUGGCAUCUCCUCACACUCCUGUCCAGACCCACUUAACUCCCAAUCCCAAGCAGUUGAACAGUCCAAUCCCUUCAAACGGAGUCCCUUCCUCGCCGCUACAGUUCGGCUCCGCAACUCCCAAACACGCUGUGCCGGUUCCUGGUCGCUUUCCCUCAGCAUCCGUCAAUUCCUCUUCAUCGUCCUCUACGAAUUCCUCUCAGGAGAGCUCCAUGAGGAUUCUGGACACCAUGUAUCCGGAUCUGUCAGCCCGUGGCCGUACUCUGAGUAUCCUCAAAGGGAACGUCAACCUUUGCCCUUCCGAAAACAGAUCAUUACCUUCCUCCUCUGACAGCCAGUCAUCUGGCUUCAACAGCUCUGCUUCCACCGCUUUCACAAAGACGGACACAAGGGGAGACAAAAAGCCGGCCGUCCAUUUGUCUUCUCGGUCUCUGCCUACAGCCAGUAAACGUCUGAAGCUUGAGAGCAGCUCUCCCAGCACCGAAUGUAAGCAGACGCCUCCGGUACCAUCAAACGGAGAACGGGAAACGACCUCACCAAACAUUCUGGAGCCGAAGCAACCGACUUCUCCGUCCACAAAACCCAAAGAGUCCUCUGAAGAGAAUCUCCUCACUAAUGCUCUACAGAAGAUCGAGAAGCAGUGCUUUGAUGUGCUGCCUGUUGUCCAGAGUCACCUUUAUGUAGGAAAUGUGCCUAAAAAGCCCGUGCUGAGAGAUGAAGAGAAGGAGGUCAUCUCUGACAUUUGCCAGCAUAGUUUGUCAGAUGACAUGACCCGGGCCAUCCUGAACAAGCUGAAGGCUGAAAGAGAUGCCCUCAGCUCCAACCACACGCAGGCGCUCUGCCGAGUCUACACAGGAAUCUGCAGACAGAAGGGAGACUGGGAGAAGGCUCGCAUCCUGGCCUACAGCGUUCUCCUUCAGGAUUUCCCAGAUUCCGCCAAGCUGAUUUUGUUCAUAGUGACAACGUGGCCCGCUGUUCUUUCACACGCCAGCUGUCUGUGCCAGGCCAUUCACAUCGUCUCCAAACUCCGAGCUCAAGAAGGGGUUCUCAGCUGCCUCUCAGCGUUCCUCGACUGGGAGAAGAAUCCUCCCUUGGACAUUGAGCAGCAGAUCUCCAGAUCAUUGUCUGAACUGAAGUCCGGGUCAAAGCAGUCUUUUGUGAAGCACAGUCGUUAUGGAGAAGUCUUGGGAGCUGAAACCUGGGAGCAGGUUUAUGCUUUGCAACUCUUAUGCUCACACAAAAAGUGGAAGUGGACCUUUGAAAAUGUAUUGAGUAAAGAGCUGUGGCCGCUGCUCAACCAGUGGGUGUCACAACCAAGGGAUCAACAAGAGCCCGUCUCUGAUAUGACCGUUGCUGGUCUACUUCGACUCAUUGGACUCCUUGGUCAGCUGGGCUUGAAGGAAAAUUGUGUUUCCAGUGUGAGCAGUGUUGCCGCUGUCAUCAACAAGUUUGGAAAGCAUGGACAAAGAGAAGGUAUUCCAUGGGAAGUCCAAUUGGCAACCAUCUACUGCGUUUAUGAAUUGUCUCCCUGCAACCCCAAACAAGCCCUGGAUGCCCUGGCAGGGUGGAGAGGGGAAACAAAGAGCGUGCCUCCCGCUGUGACGAGUUGCAUUAAUCAGUUAGCCUGUAUUUGUAGGCAGGUUAAGAAAUGAAAACCUAAGUCUGCUACUGUUUUAACGUCCCCAAAUUGUAGGUUUUAUUUUUCACUGUUCAGGAAAUAAUGGCUAAAGUUUUUGUCUUGUUUUGUUGAAAGUCAGAAGCCUUAUUCCUAGCGUUUUAUAGUAGACAAAGUUGUUAAACGUAUGAAGACACUUUUUUUAUUCUCCAAAGUGUGAACUCUUCACUGUAGCAGUAAACUUGAUUGUAAAUAGAGAUUUAUUUUGGUUUCCUAAAAUCUUAUUUAAUCCUGAUAAAAUGGCACUUGCACUUCCUUUGCACCCCAUCCCUAUUUUCUUUUUUGUAUUUUUUUAAUAUAAUGUACUCAGGAAAAAGUGUAAAAUAUUGUAGAAAAGGUAAAUGUGUGAUUAAAGUUUACUGUAAAUACAUAUUUCAGAUGUUGGAGUUCAUGGACAAGAAUUGCCAUGGUGAAUGUUUUGUAAAUUUUUUUUUGUUUUGGUUAUUUAAAUUUUUUAAUUAAAUGGAACAAGAUGCAA